UCCCUGUGCAAAAUGUUGCAUCCACAGCUGUUGAACGGCCUUGAAAUAAAAUUAUUAUUACGCUGUUGUUGCAACAAACAAUUGGCAGUGUCAACAAUUAAACAGAAGGGCAGCAGUGCAUUAUUAAAUCCAAAAUCUAAAACAGGUGUCUAUUUAGCAACCACAAUAGCAACAGAAACAACCAAAGGGCUGCAUAAAUUUGAUGUUGAAAAGAUAAAGAUGAUGAAUAACGAAAUAAUAACAACGUCAUCUCAAGAAAAUGUGCCUCCAUCAGCGGUUGCAACAGAUACAGAUUUAUCAACAACGACAUCAUCAUCAACAACAGGUGAUCAAAGUAUGAAAAUAAAUGAUAAAGUUAUUAAAAAAUACUUGGCUGCAUUUGAUUUUGAUUACACAGUGGUGGCCCAGAAUACAGACACGGUCAUACGUGACCUCUUGCCGCCCGAUAGACUAACCAAAGAUAUGCAGGACAUCAUCGAGGUACAAGGUUGGACCGAGUAUAUGGCCGAAGUAUUUCGUCGUCUACAUGCCUGCCAUAUAAAACCAGACAAAAUUCUACAAACCAUUCACGGUAUACCCGAGGUGCCUGGUUUUGUUAGAAUGCUAAAGAGGCUCAACACCAAAUAUGGUUGCGAUUUAAUUGUCAUUAGUGAUUCCAAUAGUCUUUUCAUAGAAGAAUGGAUCAAGUCGCAUGGUCUGCAAGAGAAUUUCACAAAAGUCUUUACCAAUCCGGCACAAUUCGAUGACGCAGGACUGCUGACCAUAAAGCCAUACCAUCAUCAAACUGAUUGUCGUCUCAGUGCUGUAAAUCUGUGCAAGGGUAAAGUAUUGGAACAUUUUAUGAUUGAACAAGAUUUGCGACAUAACAUCACCUAUGAACGUGUCAUUUACGUGGGAGAUGGCAACAAUGACAUAUGCCCCGUUACCAAGUUGAGGAAUCGCGAUGUGGCUUGUGCCCGAGAAGGUUUUGCCAUGGCCAAAACAUUGGCCAAAAACCCCAUGAAACUAAAAGUACGUGCCGAAUUUAUUAUCUGGAAAAGCGGUUUUGAUCUCUUGGACCAGCUAGAACGCCAUAUGAAUAAAUUGAUAAAGCAACAGGAAAAGGAACAAGAGCAGCAACAGUCAUCAGUGACGGAUAUUGCACAAACAUCCAACACGGAAACUACCAAAGUCCAUUAGAUGUCAGACCAGAGUAUUAGAUAGAGAAUAAAAAUAAAAAAAAUGAUUUGCUACAAUUUCGAGAGCAUGCAAUUUAGUAAUUUUAGACUCAUUAAAGGAACGUUUUACGUUAUCUUCUUCUGUUCGAUUAUACAAAGUAGUUUAAUUUCAUUAAUUUUUAAACGUUCUUCCCAUAUGUCCGCCUGCACACGCAAACAGUGUUAGUUAGUGUCCUGUCUUGUUUGUACAUUGUCUUCUCGUUCAUGUAUGCAGCUGCAUGUUGUCUUAAUUUUAAAUGUUUCUAUUAUAAUUGUAGUUUUGUUGUAAUUUGUUUGAAUAAAUGUUAAUUAAUCUACUA
Calliphora vicina (urban bluebottle blowfly) is the source of this 1516-nucleotide messenger RNA. Its product is annotated as pyridoxal phosphate phosphatase PHOSPHO2. The coding region runs from base 13 to 1179 and encodes 388 amino acids. NCBI's taxonomy places the organism in Eukaryota, Metazoa, Arthropoda, Insecta, Diptera, Calliphoridae. The record is from RefSeq and is a predicted model, not a curated record. The transcript has a single exon. Gene Ontology annotation, molecular function: phosphatase activity.